Messenger RNA from Numida meleagris (helmeted guineafowl), 2561 nucleotides. RefSeq names its product transmembrane protein 43 (gene TMEM43). The coding region runs from base 133 to 1215 and encodes 360 amino acids. Gene Ontology annotation, cellular component: nuclear inner membrane. The record is from RefSeq and is a predicted model, not a curated record. Gene Ontology annotation, biological process: nuclear membrane organization. The transcript is spliced from 12 exons. NCBI's taxonomy places the organism in Eukaryota, Metazoa, Chordata, Aves, Galliformes, Numididae.
GCGUGCACUGCGGCAGCGGUAGAACCGGGCGAGUCUGAGGAGAGGAGGCUGUGGGUGUGGUUGUGGCUGUUGGUAAGCGGUUGUCGCCGGUGGGCUCUCCGGUCUGUUUCCUUUGGGGGAAGGAGACUGAGGAUGUCGAGAAGCUUCUCUGACACAGGGAGCAAAAAAGAACAUGUCAAAAUCACAAGUGAGGCCAAGCCAGGGUUCCUGGAGAGGCUCAGCGAGACUUCUGGAGGCAUGCUCGUAGGACUUGGGACAUUUCUUCUGUCCUUCUACGUUCUUUUUACCAAUGAAGGACGAGCUUUGAGGACAGCUAAAUCUCUUGACGAGGGUCUUUCUCUUGUGAUCCCUCUUGAUAGCAUUCACAGUGUGUCUCAGCAGAAUGAGGGAAGACUAGUGCACUUAGCUGGCGCUCUGAGCACAUCAAAGCCUUUGUUUGAUCCCAGCUAUGGGCUGUCCAUCCAGGCUGUCAAGCUUAAGCGCAAUGUGGAAAUGUACCAGUGGGUAGAAUAUGAAGAUUCCAGGGAGUAUGAAGAAAACGGUGAGAUCAAGAAAGAGACAAAGUAUUCAUACAAUACUGAAUGGAAAUCCGAAGUUGUGAACAGCAGGAAUUUUGAUCGAGAAAUAGGACACAAAAAUCCUAGUUGGGAGAAAUUAGGUGUAUGUAGGCUAGAUGACAGUUCAAAGCUGCCUGAUGGAACCAGAAUCAUUCUACUUGUGGGAGACCUUCGUGUCUCGUUCUUCUAUGCUGGUCUGAGUGGACAUGACCCCCAUUUGGGCCCAGCUGAUAAGGUGACUGUGGUUGCUCGCCAGAAAGGUGAUCAACUUGUUCCAUAUCACACAAAGUCUGGAGAUGUUCUGCAGAUUCUUUACUCUGGGGAUCUCUCUGUAGAGGAGGUGUUUCAGAAAGAGCAUGAGAGCAACACCAUAAAGACCUGGGCCCUCCGUGCAGCAGGCUGGCUGGCAAUGUUUGUAGGUGUCAGCCUAAUGACCCGGAUUGUUUACACUUUGGUGGACUGGUUUCCUAUUGUUCGAGAUCUGGUUAGCAUCGGGUUGAAAGCUUUUGCCUUCUGUGUGGCCAGCUCGUUGUCACUUCUGACUGUCUCCAUUGGCUGGCUCUUCUACCGCCCUCUCUGGGCUUUGCUGAUCGGAUUGCUCUCUGUUGUUCCAAUUGUGGUCGCAAAAUCCCGCAUUCCACCAAAGAAGCAUCAGUGAGAAAGAGGUGGGGCACCUUGUGUGUUAUGGAGAAAGUGCCAGCUUCAUCACGUGGACUGAUGUGAAAUCCUUAGGAAAUACGUGUGUGUACCUGCAUCUGACAAUCCCUCCCUCUGCUACCUUUCCUCACGUGUACAAUCAUGUAUACUUCUUUGGCUAAAGUAUUUGAAAGUGCAUUGUUAAAGGAAAAAUAACUUUUGAGCAGUACUUUAGUAAUAUGUGUGCUUUUGGGCUGAGGAUUUUAAAAGUAACUUGGAAUCUCAAGCGUCCAGGUUAGCAGUGCUGUGAGGCAGGGAAGAUAAGGCAGAAAGCAGUGACUUUCCUCAACUUUUUAAAAAGUCUCUGAAGCUGUUCUUGGUUAAGCACCCAAAACGGUAGAGUUCUAUAAAAACAUUGAGUGGACCUUAUUUAAGGAGAUACUCAGAGGUCACUCGCCUUUAACUUUAAAAAUAAAACCUGCUGCCUUGAACCACGGUUGAUCAACUUCUGUAACUGAAUGCAUAUUCUUUAAAAUAUUUGGUGUUUUGCUGUAUGUAGUUUGUUUUUUUGAAUUUCACUUAGCAAGAACAAUGAAAAUGUUCCCUGAAAUUAAAUAAUGAACAGAUUUUUGCCUGAUUAGAUUUCGUAGACUUAGUAGCUUAAAUUUUAAGCUUCAUAUCAUGUUAGAAGAACAGCUUCCUGUAGCGUUGCAAUGGCUCAUGCUUACAGGCUUCUGCUGUAAAUAGAUCUUCAGGUUAGAGGCGAUCUUGUAGUGUUUUGAAGUCUCUCUAGCUAGUUUGGCUUCCAGAUGUGCCCUACCUACACUUUUUUUCCUUCUGUAAGUACACAUAAUUCAGUACAAAAAUAAUGUCUUCAGUGAAUGCAUUUUUGAAGCCGAAUUAGGAUUGUAUUCUCCAUACCAAAGGGAAUUUGCUUCUACGUAUGUUCAAAUUAAUGUUUCCUAAAAACGUUAUGACAAUAGAGGUCAGGUUUAUAAAUCACAAACGUUUUGAGAUGUAGUAAUUUAUAUUAUUAACGUCAGUUACCUUUAAUUCUUUUCAUUCCUGUAGUCUAAUUCAGAUUUUCAAUUUCACCCUGUUCUGCUGGUGAAAGUAGUGGUAGUGAAGUGAAAGGUUGUAGGCAGGACAUGAAGCUGACCUGUGGUAAUGACCCUGGGUGGUCUCUAUCUGCUGCUCUCUGACUUUUUUUUCCGUGCACGCCACUGGGGAGAAAAACAAAAGUUUUGAACAGCUGUUCUACCCUUGAUGCAGGAAACUAACCAGCAUUACCAUAUUGGAGAUGAAGGUACAAUUUUCUACAGAAGCGCUGUGCUUUUUGUAUAUUUAAUAAAAUACAAUUUUCAGAAG